GCUCCGCGCUCCCAGAAUGCACCGGCAGUCCGCGGGAAACCAAAAUGGCGAAGGGCUGUAGUGAAGUGGGCUGUGUUUGAGGCCGGUGUAAGAAGGCUCACUCUACUCUCAACCCUCAUCCCCAGGAUCUCGGUUUGUGCGUGUGCGUGUUCGGGGUGCCCGGUGGGGCGGGUGCCCAGUAGUGCUUGGACUCGCAGAGGAAGCGCCCAAGGGGACGUGAUUGGUUGUUUUUUCCUGUAUGAAGCGGUUGGCACCACUGAAGUGACCGAAUGAGAGACUCUACAGGGGCAGGUAAUUCACUGGUCCACAAGCGGUCUCCUUUACGUCGAAACCAAAAGACCCCAACAUCCUUGACCAAGCUGUCUUUACAGGAUGGACAUAAAGUCAAAAAGCCAGCAUGUAAAUUUGAAGAGGGUCAGGAUGUCCUAGCUAGAUGGUCAGAUGGCUUGUUUUAUCUUGGAACUAUCAAAAAGAUAAACAUAUUGAAACAGAGCUGCUUCAUCAUAUUUGAAGACAGUUCUAAAUCCUGGGUUCUCUGGAAGGACAUUCAAACAGGAGCCACUGGAAGUGGGGAAAUGGUCUGUACAAUAUGUCAAGAAGAGUAUUCAGAAGCUCCCAAUGAAAUGGUUAUAUGUGAUAAGUGUGGCCAAGGAUAUCAUCAGUUGUGUCACACACCUCAUAUUGAUUCCAGUGUGAUUGAUUCAGAUGAAAAAUGGCUCUGUCGACAGUGUGUUUUUGCAACAACAACAAAGAGGGGUGGUGCGCUUAAGAAAGGACCAAAUGCCAAAGCAUUGCAAGUCAUGAAGCAGACAUUACCCUAUAGUGUGGCAGACCUUGAAUGGGAUGCAGGUCAUAAAACCAAUGUCCAGCAAUGUUAUUGCUAUUGUGGAGGCCCUGGAGACUGGUAUUUAAAGAUGCUACAAUGCUGCAAAUGUAAGCAGUGGUUUCAUGAGGCUUGUGUGCAAUGCCUUCAAAAGCCAAUGCUGUUUGGAGACAGGUUUUAUACAUUUAUUUGCUCUGUCUGCAGUUCUGGACCAGAAUACCUCAAACGUCUACCAUUACAGUGGGUAGAUAUAGCACACCUAUGCCUUUACAACCUAAGUGUUAUUCACAAGAAGAAAUACUUUGAUUCUGAACUUGAGCUUAUGACAUACAUUAAUGAAAACUGGGAUAGAUUGCAUCCUGGAGAGCUGGCAGACACACCAAAAUCUGAAAGAUAUGAGCAUGUUCUGGAGGCAUUAAAUGAUUACAAGACCAUGUUUAUGUCUGGGAAAGAAAUAAAGAAGAAGAAGCAUUUGUUUGGGUUGCGAAUUCGUGUUCCUCCUGUGCCACCAAAUGUGGCUUUCAAAGCAGAGAAAGAACCUGAAGGAACAUCCCAUGAAUUUAAAAUUAAAGGCAGAAAGGCAUCCAAACCUAUAUCUGAUUCAAGGGAAGUAAGCAAUGGCAUAGAAAAAAAAGGAAAGAAAAAAUCCGUAGGUCGUCCACCUGGCCCAUAUACAAGAAAAAUGAUUCAGAAAACUGCUGAGCCACCUUUGGAUAAGGAAUCAAUUUCAGAGAAUCCUACCUUGGAUUUACCUUGUUCUAUAGGGAGAACUGAGGGAACUGCACAUUCAUCUAAUACCUCAGAUGUGGAUUUCACGGGUGCUUCCAGUGCAAAAGAAACUACCUCGUCUAGCAUUUCCAGGCAUUAUGGAUUAUCUGACUCCAGAAAAAGAACUCGUACAGGAAGAUCUUGGCCUGCUGCAAUACCACAUUUACGGAGGAGAAGGGGUCGUCUUCCAAGAAGAGCACUCCAGACUCAGAACUCAGAAAUUGUAAAAGAUGAUGAAGGCAAAGAAGAUUACCAAUUUGAUGAACUCAACACAGAGAUUUUGAAUAACUUAGCAGAUCAGGAGUUGCAACUCAAUCAUCUAAAGAACUCCAUUACCAGUUAUUUUGGUGCUGCAGGUAGAAUAGCAUGUGGUGAAAAAUACCGAGUAUUGGCUCGUCGGGUGACACUUGAUGGAAAGGUGCAGUAUCUUGUGGAAUGGGAAGGAGCAACUGCAUCCUGACUGUAGGACUGAACAUUAUGUUCACUGCACUCUCAUUUUCUGUAGGUACAGUUCAAAGCCCUAAAGGAUAAAGGAGUCUGGCUUUUACUAUCUUUCUUAAAAAAAAAAAAAAAGUCAAAAAAAUUCACAAAAGGAGAUGAUAACUAGCCUUAACAUGUACCUGUCAAUGUUAUGGAUAUUGUCAUAAAAAGAUAUCUUUUAAAAAUCAGAACAGAGACUUAAUUUUUUAAAUCUUAAGAUUUGUAGAAUGUUUCUAGGAUAGGAUAUUAAAAAUGAUUCAAAUCCAUGCAUGGUGUUAGAUAAUUUUUCUAAUUAUUCCAUUGAGUCAGUUUUUGUGAUUAGUGGUUAUCAGAUCAAACAGAUCAUGUAGAUAGAUAGCACAAGUAUUUGGAGAAACGUUGUCUGUUUUGUUACCAAAAUGUUGGAAAAAAUUUAUUUCAAUACCUUUCAGAUUUCAUAAAGUGCAGUGUAUAUAAUGCCUACUAAAAGACUGUAAAAUAUUGAAAUUUUCUUUCAAGCAAAAUGUAAAAAAUAUAUUGAGCCUGUAAAUUGCUCUGUGACUAGACUUCAUUGUCGUCUUAAUAUAUUCUUUGCAUGUGCAUAUAUAUACACAGGUGUGUAUAUAUAUGUGUGUGAUUAUGUGACCUAUGCAAUACAAAUUAUGGGAAUGGGCAGCUUUGGAGUAUAUAUCCCAUAAUUCUUUUUUCAGGAAUAGUUGCAGUAUUUACACAGCAGCAUUUCUUCUCAGGCUUUUAUUGGGUGCUGUUGCUUGCUAUGUAUGAAGAGAAAUGUGUCAAACAAGUUUAAAGUUUAGUGUGUUCUGAAGAAGGGUGUGAACAACAGUGUUCAUGGGCUUUUAGAAUGCUUUUCACUUUCAGUCCUUGUAACUCAGCUGUUCAGUACCUAAAACCAAUUCAAAUAAUAUGAACAUUAUCUCCUACUAGAAGUAACGUUUUCAAGUUUUCAUGGCACAUGAUGAUUGUAAAUGUCUCUCAGUUUUAACAGUAAGUCUAUAGGAGUCCCGUGAAGAUUCCUGAAAUGUCUGUAGUAACUGUUAGUCAUGUUGAAUAAGUGUAGUAUGAACAAAGUAUUUUAUUGCACAGGGUUAACAAACAGUAUGUUGCCUGACAAGGCUACUGCUGUUUUAUUACAACAUUACCUCUUGUUUUUAUAAAAUGUACCAAGAUUUAAAUUGAUAACUUUAUUUUACAUGUAAAAAAACAGUUUCUUUUAUCACCAGUGUUAGUUGUCUUCUGUUUCUUUUUGUUUUGUUUUGUUUGUUUGUUUUCUUUUUUAGCCAAAGAGUAAACAGAAGAAUAUUCUUAUUUUGGUGGCUAUUCAUUUUACUCUUAAAAGUGAUUGGUGGAUUUUGCCUAAAAAUUGGGGAAUUUGCCGCCAAAAUGAAAAAUAUGUAAAGUGUAGUGGUUACAGAGCGGUAAGAAUGUGGGUUAGUACUUAUUUAUUCCAUUGAUUGAUUAUUUGACUGUUUAUAAAGAAAGUUGCUUUAUUUCUUUAAACAUCUUCAAAAGAUGACCUUUUCUUGUCACAUUAUAGCCAAAAGAAGCAGAGAACUUCGUUGUCCUGCAUUUGGUUCCUGGUUGGCCAGGUAUAAAUGAGCUUUACAAAAGUGCAAAUUAAAAACUGUCACUUCUGUUUACCUCCACCAAAACUUGAUUUUCCCCUAGCUAUUAAUUUAAAGUUGCCUUUCCUGCAGCUGCAAUAUUUUGAAUAACACACAGAGUUUGUGUUGAUUUUGAAUGUUUGUUUAUAUCUAGGGGUAAUGGAAAAUGUAAAUCCCGUGUAACCUUAUUCACUCCACCUGUAUCAUAUUAUUUCAUUUUUCCCAAAGUCCUUUAAUUCUAACUGAACACCAGCAGUAUUUUAGUAACUCUUUCUUUAGUAUACCUGGAAGAUGAUUUAUUAAGCUGAACUGUGUUUAGACGUAAUUAUUGUGAAUGUCUGUUUUAUUUUAUCAUGGUGGUUCCACAUGGCUCUGAUGUUCAGUUUGUAUUUUUGGAAUUGCUUUACUUAGAAUUAAAACAGACCAACAUUAAAUGUGUGUAUUUUUUAAAGA
Molecule: messenger RNA, 4125 nt
Organism: Leptonychotes weddellii (Weddell seal)
Lineage: Eukaryota; Metazoa; Chordata; Mammalia; Carnivora; Phocidae
Gene: MTF2
Product: metal response element binding transcription factor 2
Biological process (GO): negative regulation of gene expression, epigenetic
Cellular component (GO): nucleus
Molecular function (GO): chromatin binding; DNA binding
Source: RefSeq, a predicted model, not a curated record